CCCUUAACUCGGCGGCGGCGGGCGGGGCGCUUCGCUUCGCCCUCCGCCGGCGGCGGGAUGGCCUCGGCCGUGUUCGAAGGCACUUCGCUGGUGAACAUGUACGUGCGGGGCUGCUGGGUGAACGGCAUCCGGCGACUCAUCAUCAGCCGGCGGGGCGACGAAGAGGAGUUCUACGAGAUCCGCACCGAGUGGUCGGACCGCAACAUCCUCUACCUGCACCGCAGCUACUCCGACCUGGGCCGCCUCUUCAAGCGCCUCCUCGACUCCUUCCCCGAAGACCGGCCCGAGCUCUCCCGCUCCCCUUUGCUCCAAGGGCUCAUCACAAUAAAAGAAGCCCAUGAUAUAGAAGCCAGACUUAAUGAAGUGGAAAAGCUUCUGAAGACUAUAAUAAACAUGCCAUGGAAGUAUUCAAGAUCUGAAGUAGUCCUCACAUUCUUUGAGAGAUCUCCUUUGGACCAAGUUCUAAAGAAUGACAAUGUCCAUAAAAUUCAACCAAGCUUUCAAAGUCCAGUUAAAAUAUCAGAAAUCAUGCGAUCAAAUGGAUUUUGUUUAGCGAACACUGAAACAAUAGUCAUCGACCACAGUAUACCCAAUGGAAAAGAGAAGCACCUGGAUGUGGAUUCAGCAGAACACUUGUUUGAAAGUGUGAGUGACUUUACCUCAGAGCUAGAAGACAGUGAUGACCCAACGGCAUAUGUCACCAAUUUGACAUACUACCAUCUGGUCCCAUUUGAGACUGAUAUUCUGGACUGAGACUGUUCAAUGCCACAGUCAGCCAGCAUCCAGCCAACCUCUUCGUCCAUAAGCUCUGCUAUCUCCAGCAUUGCAUCUCAGUGAAUAAGGCUGUGCAGGCAAGACCAACAGCUAAGAAGCUGCAGCAAGUACACCACAAAGCUGGCUUUGUAGUCUGGCCUUCUGUUGUGUCUUGCAAAGAUGUCUUGUAAGGAGGUAGCUGCUUCACUGUGAACAACAAACUCAUUUUCCAUGAAAACAAGGCAGCAGAGGCCUCCUGGGACUUGAGGAAAUCCCUGCAAUGUCUGUGGUAACUGCAGCUCUGAUACAGCCACUAGAACUCGUGCUGUGGUGUGCUAUCACCCAUGCUUCUUGGCUUGCAGUGCAAGUUGAGGCUUCCUCUUUUAGGAUACCACCAGAAACUUCCCCAGAUGUUGUGCCCACUCUUUUUAUGCUGUGUAAGUGAGAAGGCAAGCAAACCAGCUGAAUUUUGUCAGUUCCCUCUGCAAUUGCUUAAUGGAUGCCUUGAAGGUCACUUCUUGCUCAGCUGCCGGAUGACUGGUGCCUUACACGAGACGUCAGAAACACCAUUGAGUGCCUCUAGGAUACAGUACACGAGCUGACUGCUUUACUUCUUUUAAUCCUGGGUUUUUAUGUAAUCACCGAAGAGAUGACUACUCUUUCCCUCUUUCCACGAGUAGUAAAGCAGACAGCAGCUGGCAUUGCAAUGGGCUACACACGAUGUUUAGGUACCUGAAUGAUGUCAGAGAUAUGGAAAGCUGGUGGGAAAGCUGAGCUGCCCUGCUAAGGGCGGUCAAGGCUACGACAGGCACUUGGAUAUGAAUUUUGUCACGUGGACCAGAAAAUGUGAAUGGUGCUUACAGUUGUUUACAUCAGAGAGAUAGUUCCCUAUGUAUGUUUCUACCCAGAGGAUGGGGAGGAAGCCAAUGAGAUUGCGUGUUUGGACUGAAAAAGAACAAUAAGCUACAGCGUGCCUACAAUAGUAGGAAAAACACCCACUCCCAGGCCUGCCUGACUCAAAGGGUCUUUCUGGCUUUCUGAGAUACGCCUGCAGGGCUGGGUGCAGGCUUUGUUGUCACGUGAAUGCAUUGGUGACAGUGGAAGCACGAGCAGGAUUGCAACCUGCAACCUCUUGACUACUGAGUAGUGCAAGGUUAAAAUCUCAUUGGGGUCUCUCUCUUGCAGAGUGCUAUGAUCUCCAAGCUCUCAUGGUGAGAGUUCAGCACUCACUGUCAUGGCCUGUCGUUGAGCUUUUUGUGAUCUAAUUGCAAAUAUGAAAUUGAAGGGAUUGAAAUGUGAAAGAGGACAUUUUGAACAUUUCCUUGUAGAGGGGCUUACGUUGUCCUGAAGAAGUUGGUACAACUCCCUUCCUUUGCAGACUUCUCAUUUCUGUCUGUAGAAUAACAGUCAAACAGCAUUUGCUAAUGUAAAUAAUAAAUUAUUUAGAAUCCUAAUUCUUUUACACAGUAUGUUUUUUAAAUAUAUUUUAAAUGAAAUAAAAUAUAACUCACUGUCAGUACACUUUGCAACUUGAGAUGGUGGCUUCUUUCUUUUUCUUUUUCCAUCUCUGAAGAUUCUUUCACAAUCAUGCCGAAUCCUCCUUGUUUCCAAUAGUUUUGAAAAAAUGCUGAGUUUACACGACUUCUCCUAUGCUGCAUGAGUUGCCUAUACUGCCAAUACCUUACAUGCUCAUGUGAAACGUCUUAGCCUCACUGUUGAUCUUGUGUAUAGGUGUAUGUGGCUUAAUGCCACUAAGUUCAGUGGAGGAAUUCUGCACUUUUACAACCUUAAGUGAAAACUAGUCUGGCGCAUAUGCUUUUUGAAGAUCAUGGAGAUCUUUGUACAUUAAACUUCUGAAAUAGAAGGGGAUAUGCCCAUACUUGUGUAAGGCUUUCUGAACAGACUCUUGAGUUUAAAAUGUGUUUCUUUGUUUGUUUGUUUGUUUGUCUUUAAUUUUGUUAGUUAUAAUUCUUCAAUUCUUUAGUGAUUUAAGUUAAUCGUGGUGGGUUAGUAUCUAGUAAAUAAAUGUGUUGGAUUGAGAGUUCAAAUAUUUGAUUUCAGUCCCUGGUUCUACUGUCAGCAUACCAUGUUGCUUUUGGUGAAUCUACUUUGUCUCCUCAUGUCUUUCCUAGUAUUAUGUUUUCUAGAGCACCGAAGUGUCACUGUUUUUGGUCGUGCUCUUGUCCCCUGGUUUGUUUGAAUGUUCUUAAGAAUUUUUAACCCCAUUAUAAUUACUUACCUUUUUCAAAGCACUUUAAGAUCUAUCAUUUAAAAAUGAAAGAGAAACACUGCUAAUUUUUGAAAGGUAAAAACACAUUCCUCAUUUUAAACGGUUGCAUGCAUGUUGAAAUCUUCAUGGAAGGAGGAGUGUAAUGAGAAGGAACUCAUCUGCAAACAGAAGUUGCACCAUUUUACUUGGAUUUUUCAGAAGCUAUUUUUAUCAAGUAUUUUCAAGUGGUGUUGCUGUGUAACUUAUUUCACUUCACUAAAAUCUAUUUAUUUGAUAAAUCAAAAGAAUGUAAAUGACUGUGUAUAUUGCUUUGUGCACAGAAUCAAUUUAAAAUUACCUUUGGUUAAAUCGCUGCAACUUUCUCCAGUGGACCAGGUCUCUACAACUGGGAGAGGUUCAGAGUAUGAAUUAUGCAUGUAGUAGGUUCAUACAUUCAAAAUAGAUCUGUGGUGAAGCAGUCUUUGAGGAAUAAAAAGAAGCUUGCCUUUUACAAUUCAAGACGCAGAUUGUGUGUGCUCAAGGUUUUGUUAAAUGAUUAUUAAGACAGUAUUUAGAAUCAUAGAAGAGUUGAUUCUACUGGAAGGGACCACAAGGUACCCUGAGUCCAACUGCUGGCUCUGUGCAGCACCACCAAACCUUAUGAGAGCACAGUCCAAACAUUCCUUGAACUCUGGCACUUGGGGCCAUGCCCACUGCCCUGGGCAGCCUGUUCCAUGCCCACCACCCUUUGGUGAAGAACCGUUUCCUAACCUCCAGCCUGACCCAGCCCUGAAGUAGCCCUAUGCUGUUCCCUCAGGUCCUGUCACUGUCAUCAGCGAGCAGAGAUCAGCACCUCUAUUUGAGUGAAACAGUAGAAAGUUAGAAAUUUGAAUUUAAGUUUCCAGUGGAGCCUUCUUGCUUGUGUAUGUCAUGGUACAGUCUUCAGAAUUGUCUGCAUUUCUGCAGGAUUCUAUUUUGACCAGCUGUUCUCCAGCUCAUGUCUUAAAGUACUCUGAAUUACUCUGUCAGGCCAGACUGAGUAAUGUUCCUCCGCAGUGCUGGGGUAACAACAUCACCACUGAACAGGCACACACUUCUCCUGUGUCCUGAUAGAUCUUCCUAUGGUGCUUGGGCCACUCAGCUUCCCAGGUAAUGUCCUCAGUGUUACACAAAAGUGAGAGGAGACCUUGGCCUGUAGGAACUGUCAGCUGAACCAUCAAGCAUUCAGAAGGUAAUAAAAGAUGGCAAAGUGGAGUCCCAAGUGCUCACUCUGCGGAUCAAACAUUUUUCUUCUUUUGGAAUGACUCUUCCAGGUCACAAAACAU
This is a messenger RNA of Phasianus colchicus (ring-necked pheasant), 4287 nucleotides long. It is a transcript of the gene PXDC1, whose product is annotated as PX domain containing 1. The record is from RefSeq and is a predicted model, not a curated record. Gene Ontology annotation, molecular function: phosphatidylinositol binding. NCBI's taxonomy places the organism in Eukaryota, Metazoa, Chordata, Aves, Galliformes, Phasianidae.